AUGCUCACUCGAUCGCCAGUCUCUGCUCCCCAGCCUCGACAUGAAAGCGGACGUUAUUCUUUUAUUUCCAGACGAACAAGCACGAAGUCCCUCGAUUCGUUCCGCCCACGUCGAGUGACCUACGUUGAUCGUGGAGUCGGAGCGUCGCCUCCUCCUCGGCCCUCAUCUCCUACCAGACCCUCCCGUCAGAACCCCUCCACCCCACUAGUCGAUAAAGCGCCGCGGGCCACCCAAGAGCAGGCGAUCGUAAAAGCAGAAUCUCCUCCUAGCAGCUUAGAGCCUGCACGCUCAAUCGCACACCUCGCGAUCAAGCGGCAUGCCUCAGACGAUUUUUCGGCGGAUGACGAGCAAAUGACCGACGCCGACGCGAAGUCCGAUGUCGACGACGACUCCCCGACCAAGAAAGCUCGUGCAGAUACACCUCCUAGGAAAGUGGUACCCGCGCAAUACGAGGACUGUGAUGUUCGCGAUCUUGUUGUUUUGAUUUCAUCAAUGAUCUUGGAGCUCAUCAGCUACAAUGAUGCAAUACCAUUACGAGAUGGCCAUCUCACUCGCUUUCAUUCGCGAGCGCCGCCUGGUAUAUCGGUCCAGGACUACCUCCAACGCUUGACAACGCAUGCCACGCUCUCACCACCAAUCCUCCUUAGCAUGGUCUUCUACAUUGAUCGACUUUGCGCUCUGUACCCCGCAUUUACUAUUACGAGCCUCACCGUACAUCGCUUCCUGAUUGCCAGCGGAACAGUGGCAAGCAAAGGCCUUAGCGACUCGUUUUGGACCAACAAAACGUACGCUCGCGUGGGAGGAGUCAGUAUAAGGGAAUUGGCGUUGCUGGAAUUGGAAUUCUUGACCCGACUGGAGUGGAGGAUUGUUCCGAAGCCGGAGGUCUUGGUGGAUUACUAUCGAUCUUUGGUCAAUCGUAGCGAGACGCACAGGUUCGAGGAGCCACCCACAGGAUGA
Messenger RNA from Cyphellophora europaea CBS 101466, 957 nucleotides. RefSeq lists its product as uncharacterized. The record is from RefSeq and is a predicted model, not a curated record. NCBI's taxonomy places the organism in Eukaryota, Fungi, Ascomycota, Eurotiomycetes, Chaetothyriales, Cyphellophoraceae. The transcript has a single exon. Gene Ontology annotation, biological process: regulation of cyclin-dependent protein serine/threonine kinase activity. Gene Ontology annotation, molecular function: cyclin-dependent protein serine/threonine kinase regulator activity; protein kinase binding. Gene Ontology annotation, cellular component: nucleus; cyclin-dependent protein kinase holoenzyme complex. Bases 1 to 957 code for a protein of 318 amino acids.